Molecule: messenger RNA, 2371 nt
Organism: Conger conger (European conger)
Lineage: Eukaryota; Metazoa; Chordata; Actinopteri; Anguilliformes; Congridae
Product: endothelin-2-like
Exons: 5
Coding region: 70-579 (169 amino acids)
Biological process (GO): intracellular calcium ion homeostasis; regulation of vasoconstriction; regulation of systemic arterial blood pressure by endothelin
Cellular component (GO): extracellular region
Molecular function (GO): hormone activity; endothelin B receptor binding
Source: RefSeq, a predicted model, not a curated record
UCAGCUAAACUGAUAGCAGGAGCUGUAAUCUCUGUGCUUUUGGAUAUUACUGUACUGAAGGAGUUCAUAAUGGAUCUGGCACUGCGCAUACUCCUGGCUCUAAGUGUUACACUCUGUCUGCUUCUGCCCGAAGGAUCAGGGCUGCCUGCAUCGGAGCGCUCCAACCCUGGCGCCCGUCCUGCCCCCCUGCGCACACGCACGAAACGCUGCUCCUGCAGCAACUGGAUGGACCGGGAGUGCAUCUACUUCUGCCACCUGGACAUCAUCUGGAUCAACACACCAAGUAAGGCCACGCCUUAUGGGCUGGGAAGCCCCCUGACCCGCCGGCGCCGCUCCACGAACCGCUGUGUGUGUGCCAGCCCCUCCGACCGCACCUGCACCAGCUUCUGCCGUCGCAGCUCUCAGAAACCUGAGCUAGUGGAGGUGAACCCUUUUGCCCAGUCCCAGCACCACACAGACAGAACCAUAACCAACGCCAAACUACUCACCUCUCUCAGGGAGGUGGUCAGAGCCAACGUGCUGACCGUGAAGCGGGCCACAUUCCCCAGGAGAAAACGAUCCGGUGUCCCUGGCAGGUAACCAGCGCAGGGAGGAGGCGAAAUAGCCAAAAGAGCGAGCGUCCAAUCGGAAACAUCCCGGACGAGGUCGCCGGGCAGAGAUGGAGAGGAGUGCUUCCCUAUUGGACAAGAGGGGGAAUCCCCAUCAAAUGGGACAGGCUGCAGUCUAGAGAACAGACUGGCUUCUCUCUGACUGUAUUUUUUAUUGGAGGAAUUGGGGUGUCAUGAGGGUGUAAUGAAGAUAGGUCUCUGUGGUAUAAGCGUACCCCCCUUCAGUACAGUUCUGGCAGUUCCCACAAAUCUACACCUGGCACAUAGAGUAUGUGUCUAAAGCUGACAGGUGAAGACAUUUCUCUCACAGAUAUUUUGAAGUUGAAGUUGAAGGGAAAGCACAAAAAAACAAUAGAGGAGAAAAUGCAGACAAACUGCAUUACUGGGGAUUUCAGGCUUUAAGGCUGUUGGCUUUUAUCCACUGCACUGAAGAGUUGAAGCUGAAUGUAAUUGUUCUUCAGCUUUCUGCAUGGCAAGCUUUGUAGCCUCAAAUCAACAAUACCUGCAAGUAUGUUUUUGCAAAGUUUGUAGAUUUUUUGUAGCUGUUCCAUGUGCAAGCUGCUUUGACAUGGAAUUCACUGGUUCAGGGUAAUGUGUGAUACACAAAGAGCAAUGGGAUUAUACUGUAUUUGUGAUCAUUCUGAUGCUCCGGCAGGUGCUUAAGAAACUAUUGGGGGUUUUAUUUCUCGGGUUAAUUAUUUAACUGUCACGCACUUUUUCCUGUUGUCGGAACCGGCCGAGUUUCGACGCAGGGUUUUCAGAACGCCUUCCUCUGAAGCAGAGAACUGACUGUGUGAGAGGAUGAGCCUGAGAGGACAAUGUCCUCAAUACUUAAUAAUAAUAAUUUAGUAUUUAGCUGACCAAAGAAACUUACAGUUAAUUAGACUAAGCAGGGGGGCAAUCCUCUGUUGAGCAAUGCAGGGAUAAGGGCCUUCCUUAAGGGCCCAACAGCUGUGUGGAUCUUAUCAUGGUUACACAGGGCUUGAACCACCAACCUUCCGGGUACCAGUCAUGUACCUUAGCCACUAGUCAGGCUUUGAAAAGCUUUGACAGCAUUGAAACUCACUGAAAAGCAGGGGACAAAGAAAGGUCCUCUCAGGUCAGUGUUACACAUGAAGGGUUACAGAAGUCCCACUGACACAGGAAGUCGAACUAAAAUCUCAGAAGUCAUCACAUUUAAUCUGUAAUUGGAACUGAUUCAUGUGAUGUUUGGGUAAGCGAGCAGCUGUAAACAAAUAACAGAUUAAAAGAAAAUGUUAAAUAUAAUUAUAUAUUGUUAUAUUUUCAAUAUUAUUUUUCUGUUCCGCCAUGACAUGUCAGUGGCGCAGCCAUUUUUAAAACAGGUUUCUCUUUUUUUCACCAAAACAUUUUUUUUUUUUGGUUUAAUAAUAAUGGAUGAUCCUUUUUAAAGUCAGAAGCAAAAUAAAUUCCAUGUUUAUUUUACUCAGCCUGUCUGAACAUGUAGAUUAAGUUUGUCAGGACAAAAAAUUAUUUUAGUGUGGUUUAGUUUUGUUUCAGUUGUGUAUUUAAUAUUGCUGUCACUGCACAGUGGAAGCAACACGGCAACUCAAAGUGAUUUCCUUCUGACUUAGUUGUUUCAAAACUCCAUCUCAGUGAAGUGCUCUUUUAUUUAUGUUUAUUUUUAUAUUUAUAUAUUAUGUUUAACUUAUGCUUUUAUAUUAGCUGUAUAUUUGCCAAAAGGCAUAUUUAUGCCAAUUGGUUUAUGCAGUUUAUCAAUGAAUCAAUAAAUUAUUAUAACUGUU